Messenger RNA from Anastrepha obliqua, 4272 nucleotides. Its product is annotated as GATA zinc finger domain-containing protein 14-like. The record is from RefSeq and is a predicted model, not a curated record. NCBI's taxonomy places the organism in Eukaryota, Metazoa, Arthropoda, Insecta, Diptera, Tephritidae. The transcript has 3 exons. The coding region runs from base 130 to 4272 and encodes 1380 amino acids.
AAGAAUUUGAAUUUUAUUAGUCAUAAAUAUUUUUCAAAUAUUCCGUGAAUCGACUUAAAAGAAAUAAUUCUAAACUGUGAUUUAAUAUAUUUUAAGAGCUAAUUCUAAAAGUUAUUGUAUUAUAAUAAAAUGGGUUGCGCCAGCAGUACACCUAUGAUUGCGACGGCGGGCAGUGAUAUGUUGAAAGCAGCGACACAUGUUGCCUCAGAUGCAGCAAAAGGUGCUGAGAAUGCAGUGGAAGAGGUGGCCGAUAGCGUUGGCAAAACACUUGACAGCGCCAAAGAGACGGUUGGCACUGCUGUAACAGGUAUCGCACACGAUUUGAGUAAUGUCUUUACUGAGAAGUCAGGGGAAUUAGAUACAGCGAAAAAACAGCUUUUGGAGCAUUUGCAUUUGGGUGGUGCGGCCGAGACACUGGAACACACAAGUGACACAACUGGAAAUCAAUUGGACACAAAAGCUUUGGAAGCGGCUGCACGCGCUCCUACACCACCACCUGAUUUGGACAGCUUGAAAACAUCAACACCCGAACCAGAAAUCGAACGAGCAAUGGCCAAUUCGCAUGAGGAUACGCCGCCUACACCUAAACCGACAAUCGCAGAGUUGGAAAAGUUAACGGCGGAAGUCAAGCAGACAUCACAGACAACAGCAGCAGCGGCAGCUACAGCGACAGCGACAGCAGUCACGGAGGGCAUUGGCGAGGCAAAACAUGCGCCAGCGGAGGCGCCAGCUGCGGCCACUGAACCGGCCGUAGAUAUGGUUGCUUGGCUGGCUGCAGAGAAACGUCCCGGCACCACCGAAUGGGAAAAACAUGCCGAUAAUUUAUCGAAAAAACAUAGAGUGAAUGAAUUUAAAGGUGGUGGUAAAUUUCGCCGCUUUGGACCACCUAUGCCCACGCUUAACUAUACCAAAUCCACCGAAAACAUGAAACGUGCACUUCUGGAGGAUGAUAGCUGCAACAGUGAUGCCUAUUACACCAGCCAUAGCAGUCCAACAAAUUCUGAUAGUCCAAAGUUGAGGCGUGCACGUCUACCAAUUAAUGGCGUACUUGCAACCAACGCUAGGCGUAUGCAGCGAGAAUUUGCAACAUUUGUAAGUAAUCGUCGCUCUAAAGCAAGUGCACUACGCUCGCUUACGGUUUCUCCAACUUUCGGUCGCCGAUUCGAUUACAAUUCGCAACGGGCACGUAUUAUUUCGCCAACACCUUCGUUAAUGGGCUACUAUCGCUCUGGCUACUCUUCUCCAGUCGUUGUAAAUCCGGAAUUACUGAACUCCCGUCCUCUUAAGAUGAAAAUAGGCUUUGCAAGUCCGCCUUUAACGUCUCCUCCAUCUAAUAUGGGACGGACGUCGAGAGUCACUGCACUUUCGAAAUCACCACUAGUAAAUAAUGUAAUAACACAACCCAAAUUGAAAUCGACAAAAGCAUUUGCGCCAUUAAGAGGUGAAACCGUUGGUCAUUCAAGGAUAUUUGGGCAAACGCGGACUGGGUCACCCGUUAAUAGAAGAGUAUUUGCAAAAAAAUCGGGUGCGCUGCCGCAUGUAGAAAAGGCGCGUGGUUUAUAUGCACGUUCUGGAUCACCGUUGAGAACGCGAACGCUUAUACAAGGAAAGGUGGAGGCGGCUACGAAAGCAAAACCAGCGACGCAAAAGGCUGCAACAAUUAAAUUGGAGCGAGAGGCUAGUGUCAAGAAGCGUAAAGAGUCUAUAACGGAAGGAGUUCCAGCAAAUGGAUUCUCAUUAUCAAAGGCAUUGUCGCCAAUUAAAAUGGCAGCUGAAAUGCAUUCAUUACCUCAUUCAAAGAGUGAAGAGCAAAAAUCAGCAACUAUUGCACACUCUUUGUUGGAAGUUGUGGAACAAGCUGUGGAUCUUAAUGGGAGGCAGAAAGAGGUAGCAAAAAUAGCGCCUGAGAAAAAUGUAAGAGACGACAUAGCACUUAAAGAAUCCAAAAAGGUAGAAACGAUGAAUGAUGAAGGGGAGAAUGAGAAAAAAGAGUAUAAUGAAAGUAAAAAAAGUAAUAAAUUGCAGAAGUCACCCAACAGGGAACAUCUUAAAGGAAAUCAAUCUAUUGAAAAGUCUAAUAAACGGGCUGUGGGUACAAGUGGAACGAAAAAUAUAGCUGAGAAUAAUGAUGCGAAUUCAAAUACAGGUUCUAGUUACAGCAAAAAAGGCACGCCAAGCCCGGGACGAAACUGCAAAAACCGUGACGAAACUUUAAGCUCCCAGAAGGAUGUGUGGCCUGUAGCGACAAGUAACACGCAAGAGAGUAAUGAGAAUAAUAUCUUGACUUCGAGUGUUAGUUCUAGUCACAGUAGCACACAGACUCUGAGUUCGAGACGAAACUCCAAAAACCUAGACGAAACUCUAACCUCCAAAUAUGAAUUUAAUAGAAAGUCGAGUGUUUGGGCUGGGGGUAAACGUAAUGAGAAUAGUACAGCAUAUUCAAGUGCAAGUUCCGAUCGCAGUAAAAAACAGACUUCCAGCUCAAAGCGAAACUCCAAGGUCUUAAAAAGUGCUGAAAGUAAAGAAACUGGUGAUUCAAAGAAACACACAACUAAUGAAGAAGGAGUAAGCCAACAAAUUAUCAGUCCUCGCAGUAUUUCAACUCUUAAUAAAACUCGAAACUUAGCAAUCGAGGGACGUUUUAGUAUGAGCCCAACCAAAAGAGAAACUCCAAAUUACGCAAACAAUUCAGGACAACACAACCAUUGGACGCAUUCGAGUCAAGAGAACAGGGGACAGUCUAGAAAAAAUAGCCCGAUGAAUGUAAAUAUUAGGGAGGAUAAUUCUAAAAAUUUGGAAAACCUUAGUCCAAUUCCAAAACAAAAACAUAAUCUUAAAAACGAGCAUUAUAAAGAUGAGCUUCAAAGCAUGAGAAAUAAUAGUACGCUUCGGAAUGAUACGAAAGCAAAGCAAAAGAGUAACAGUAAUAAUAGAAGCCACUCGAGUUUGUUGGAAAAUAACUGGAUUAGUUCAAGCAGAAGGAAUAGUAAAGUUGAACUUACAAAUGUUGGUAAUCGAUCAGAAAAUCAUGAAGACAUAAGCGCCAUACUUAAGCGAAGAAGCCCCAGCCCCAGAAAACAUAAUAAAUCAAGUACUUACCUUGUGAAGGAUAUUACUGCUGCAACGAUGAAAAAUUAUGAAAAUAAGUUAGACGUUGGGAAAACAAAAAAGUUGAACACCCAUAUAAAUUGUGGCAAAAAUCACAGUUCAAAUAACACUGGAGACAAUAAUGGACGGCUUAAUGGACCUCAUGUGAAUUACGGGUAUGGAAAUGAAAACACUUCAAAUACAGGUAACAAUAUAUUGAGUAGUGGAACUAUAAGUGACUCCAAACAAGAAAGAUUAAACCAUGCAGGACAAGGAAAAGUUAAUAGAAAUAUCAGUGAUGAUAUCAAAAUUAUUCAAUGUCAAAAUCAGGAGCAGAAUGUCACUGAACAUAAAUUACAACGUUCCACAAAUUCUGCUAAUAAUCAAGCAGAGAAUGAUAAUGAAAGAAAUAAUCAUGUGAUUAAUGGUCAAGGUGAGUCAAACGCAAAUAAUUUAACACACCAGCAAAUCACUACUCCCACUAACAAACCAACAAAGGCCAUUGAUCAAACGAAUUCUUCAAGUCAUAACUCUUUCAAUAGUUCACCAUCGAAAUCAUCAAAGUCUUCCACUAGUAUUGUCAUAGGUACAAAUUUAUCAACACCCGUAACUGAAGAUAACUGUGAAGGGCCACUGAGUGAUCAACUAUCGGCAGCACUAGCACAACUCGAGCAAUUCAACGAAUCAAUAGAUGAGAACAUUUUUUCCCGCAACAGUUGCAGUGUGGAAGAAAAGUCUCAAGCCGAUUUAUACGAAUCAUCAUGCACCGAUCCCGAAAAUAGAUCUCGAACCGAUUGGGAAGAGACAAUGAACACCGACAUGAAUACGAGUUCUCUUUCGAUUGGGGAUACCUAUUCUUCUACCUCCUCUGUAGAAGACUUACUCAAUGCGCUAUCACCGCAAACUGCUUACCUCAAUCUGGGACGAAGCACAACAAUGAUGACGCUACGUUCCGCUACGCCGAUAUUCAGUGCUUCCUGCUCCUUUCGCAGCACGCCGCAUGGUUCGCCAAAUAGACGAUCUCACAAGCAUUAUUCGACAUGUAGCAGUUAUCAGAUGGAUAAAGUGCCUUUCGUUGACGAAUUCAGUUCGGUUGCGCGUAGUCGGUUGCUCCAACUGCCAGUUAGCCCUUAUAAAGUCCGCGCACGCUGUGCUGUGUGCUACAAUAAAUAUGUGAUAAAGUAA